AUGUCGAAUUGGGACGACGAAGACUGGGAGGCCGACUCCGGGCCAUCUCCCGCCCCUAGCUUACCAGUACCAGCAGCAGGGGGAAUGGGAAAUUGGGACGACGAGGAUUUGCCUGAAGAAGAAGAGGAUAUAAGUCUUAAAAAACCAUCCGCUCCCAUGAAGCCCUCCAAAGCGCGUGCGUUGGCACUGAAGAAGAAAGAGGAAGAAGAACAACGCCUGGCCACGGCACGCGCCAUUGCACGCGAAAAGGAGAUGGAAGAACUCUCAGCUGUUGAGAGAAAGAUGCGCCAGCAGAAACUGGUGGAGCAGGCAGAUCUCGAGAAUGUCAAGGAUUUAUUCAUGGAGGGCAGCUCGAACGGUGGGAUGAGACCACCGGCCGAACCGACGAUUGACACCUUUAAACCGGUGACGGAGGAAGAUUAUAACAAGUAUGCUGCCAUGAUCAGCGAACAUUGCGUAAAGUUGAGCAACAUCAACAGUCCUACCAAAAAGAAGCAGAUGGGGUUGUAUGUGAGUUUUGUGAAGCAACUCAUGCGUGGCCUAGCACAGGAAUUGUCUCAGGAAGAUACAAAGGAUUUGUCGACUUUCAUGGGUCUUCUCUCCAACGAGAAGAGAGAUCAGUUCAAAAAAUCCAAGGGUUACAAGAAGAAGACCAGCAAGAAGACACACGUACGGGUGGAUAGGGAAGAUGAUAUGCGCGGAGAUGUCUUCGAUGACUUCGCAGAUGAUUUCAUGUGAGCGCUGGGCUUCCACGUAUGCAAGCGCCUCAUCGCAUCCUCGAAGUGUCACCUUUACACGUCUUGAGAGGCAAUGGGGAGUAGUUUUAGGAAACGGCACCGGCCAUGGGGCACUUUACCGAGUGCAAAUCAAAACGAACAGGACAAUGCAUGUUUAGUACCUUUUCAUUUCUUUUCGAGCAACACCGUAUCUUUGUAUCAGUUCUUCAUCGAGCUAUCACUUUGAACUAAGCGUAGCCUCCCUCACCGCUAACAAGGGCGCAAGCGUCCUAUUCGGCGAGAAUCUUCUGAUUGCUCUUCGUUAGGAGGAAGUGUUUCGCUAUUUGCGGUCUUCACAUCUAUGGGAGAUCUUAGAAACAUGAAACACAAUGGCUUUUGUUGGACUCCAUGUCUUCAUCGCUAAUCUCAGCGUCAUAGUGUAGACCGCUACUAGCCUCUAUAGGGACACCAAGAUUGGGAGCUACCCACCACUGAGCAGUGACUGUCGGACAAUCCCGCUGGCUCGCCUCAUCCGCUCCAAUGACUAGUGUUUCCUAGCGUGAACGUAAAUGCCCGCCUCGCCACACUUGCUCGCCACAGUGGUGCAAGAUUAAUCAGCCCGCGCGACAUCCAGCACACGAGGGCUACGGUGGCGGGAUAGUCAAUACUUUCAUCUCAUCAACGACGCCCGUGGCGAGCAUGAUCCGCAGUGCAAACUCGCGUGAAAGUUAGGAUAAUUUACGACAAUCCUGUGGUACAGUAGGAUCUUGUUCUGUUCCUUAGUGAGCAAUGCCAGCGAAUUCCAUCAGCGUGAGAGCGACAAACGCAAAACUAAAAUCAUCGCCUGGAUCCUUUGAUCCGCUUC
This is a messenger RNA of Chondrus crispus (carragheen), 1581 nucleotides long. Its product is annotated as Translation initiation factor eIF3, subunit J. Gene Ontology annotation, molecular function: translation initiation factor activity. The transcript is spliced from 2 exons. The record is from RefSeq and is a predicted model, not a curated record. Lineage: Eukaryota; Rhodophyta; Florideophyceae; Gigartinales; Gigartinaceae. Gene Ontology annotation, cellular component: cytoplasm; eukaryotic translation initiation factor 3 complex. Bases 1 to 738 code for a protein of 245 amino acids.